Messenger RNA from Striga asiatica, 3137 nucleotides. The record is from the annotation of a GenBank genome assembly. NCBI's taxonomy places the organism in Eukaryota, Viridiplantae, Streptophyta, Magnoliopsida, Lamiales, Orobanchaceae.
AAACAAGUGAAUGCAAUAACAAACACAUUUGAGAAGAUAAAUAGCAAAUUAUUUACUAAUUAUGGAUAAUUAUUGUUCCUAUUUUAUUAAGCUCGCUUUUACUUUUCUCUUCAUUUUUGCUAGUACAGUUUCAUCACAAAAUAAUACCGUAUGCCCAUUUAACUAUUUAUACCAUCUUGGUGAUGGAGUUACAGACAUCGGCAACAAUAUCCGUGUUCUUCCUUUAGGACCUUUAAAUCCGGCCGCACGUUUGCCUUAUGGUCGAACCUUUCCCGGUUAUCCUACUGGUCGAUGGUGUGAUGGUCUUAUUGAUUUUGACUAUGCAGCUGCUGAUUUUGGCUUUCCAAACAUCGUGCCUUAUUUGGCCCGAAAUUCGAGCACUAGCAACGGAGUCAUAUUUUCAGUAGCAAGAAGUCCAGUUUUGGACAGAAGUUUCUUUUUAUUAAAAGACAUUAUCAUCCCAUCGUAUGCUGUUUCUCUUAAUAGUCAACUACAUUGGUUCAAAACACAUCUAAGAUCCGUUUGCGCAUCAGAGGCAGGAACUUAUCAGAAUGGGCGCCAGUCGAAUGAUAGUUCCAGGAAGUUCUCCAAUCGGGUGCUAUCCCUACAUUCUAACUCAAUUCCCAAGCAAUGAUCCCAACGCUUACGAUCAAUUCGGUUGUCUUAAAAGCGUUAAUGAUCUCAUUACGUUUAAAAACAACAAUCUCCAACAAGCGCUCGCAAGUAUUACCAGCCAGUUUCCUCAGGUGACUUAUGCCGAUUACGGCCUAGGCGUGCUACAAUAUAUUAACCAGACAUUGGCAGGGCCAAACAGAGACAAUACACUUAGAGCUUGCUGUGGAAUUGGAGGGAGAUACAAUUACAACAGUGGAAGAUUUUGUGGGAGUGUAGGUGUGCCCGUUUGCCCGGAUCCAAACAAUUACAUAUUUUGGGAUGGUUUGCACUUAAUGCAAGAAGCUCAACUUCGUAUUGAGAAGAUUCUCAUCCAACCGGCUCUCGUAAUGUUCAACUGCACAACCUAAUUAAUAAUCUUGCAAGCAAUAUCUGAAGUAUGCAUUUAUAUAUGCAUCAAAUGUCAAAUGUCAGCUUAACUACAGUAUCGGAUUGCACAAUAAGUGAAUAAAGUUUUGUAUUAUACUAUUAUGUAAUAUGUUUGUAUCAGGGCCUUAUAAGCUUGUAUUCCCAAACCUAUAUGGUUUGAUGUGUGAUUACAGUUAAUAGCAAUAAAGUAAUCUCAACGUUGCAAAUCACUAUUUUGCUAAUACAGGUUUCAUUUUAUCAAAUACUAAGUGAGAGUGACCACCAACUCUGGGACUCUUCUCAAGCUAACAAAAGAACCGGUGCUCUUUCAAGAAAAUGACCUUUUUCCAGAAUUAGUUUUUUUUUUUUCCUCUCUUUCACAAUUCCCACUUAUUUUCUCGUAGCUGCUGGCCUUUUUUUUCUACUCCUUGCCCCACUACUUAUUCGAUUUCUACUACACCGUAAACCUUUGCCCUUCUUUAUAUUCCUCACAACUGUCAUUUCCCGUUUACCUUUUCCCCCACAAACUUCCUGUUCAUCUAGAAGCUUCUUUAGCGACGGAUCAUCGAAUGUUGAAACACAUCUCAUCUCAGAGUAAAUUUCUCGGGCUUUCUCGAGCAACCCAUUUUUCGCCAACCCUUCUACCAAAACCAGGUAAUGCCCGCACUCAGGUUUCACGUCGUACUCCUUCAUUUCAUACCAUAUCAUUAGCGCAUUUUUGGGCUGGCCCUCUUUUAAGAACUUAUCAAGAACAAUAAAAAACGUAUCUUUGCUGGGGCCCAAACCUGCUUUCCUCAUAUAGCCGAGCACGCCCAAAGUCCCUUCUAAGCUCUCGCCCUUCAACAGAGCAUGAUAAGUCUCAACUGUUGGGCUGAGGUCAUCUGAUAUCAUUCGAGCCAAAAUAUUUCUUGCAUCCUCAAAUUUCAAAGAUUCGCAAAGGGCACAUAUUACAAGGUGAUAAGUGGUCGAAUUCGGCUUAAAACUGGCCACUUUCAUCCAGUCUACUAUUUUAAGAGCUUCGUUUAGGCAAUUUUCACGAGUCAGCACAUAAAUCAACGAAUGGUAGACAUUGACACCUGGGACCCACCCCCUUUUCUUCAUCUCGUCAUAUAAUCUUAAAGACUCGAAUAGAUUGCGUGCAGUUGAGUAGCACGAGAUCAUGUGCGUGUAAGAAGUAGCAUCAGGCAUGACACAGCAUUUGGACAUUUCACGCCAGACCCUCUUGGCUUCGACUAUGUCUCUUGCUGUGUUGCACCAGCCGUCGAGAAUUACGUUAAAGCCCUUUGAGUCCAACGGGAAGAACUUCUUGUUGAGGUACAUGAACUGUUCGGCCUCUUCAAUGUUUCCAUGCUUGCAAAGGAUGUUCAAGAAUGUGAGGUACGUGUCUUGUUCGGGCGUAAACUUGAAUUUUUGCAUCAAAUGGAAUGUCUGCACGGCCUUGUCUAGGUAAUUUGCAGCAGCGUAUCUGGUCGAUCAUAAUCAUCAUCGCCUGUUGGGUAUCCUUGGAAUCACGAUGAAGCUCGUGAAUCAGAGUCCAGGCCGUGCCGAACUUUUGAUGGUUGCCCAGCAACCACACCAUCAAAGACCAAGUCUUCUGGACCACACAAUCCCAUUUCACGCCCCAUUUGAACGCCAAGAACGCCAACUUCCAAUCAUCCCUCAAAGCCCAAAUAGCUGAAAAUAUUAAAUCAUUAUCGGGCUUGACACCGGAGCCGUCGAGAAAGGCUAUGGCUUCAUCACCGGAAGCAAAAUCCUUGGCUUUUUCAGCUCUUUCGAGGAUUCCACGGAGUUCCAACUGAGUUUCUUGUUUGAUUUCGUCCAAUUGUUUAGAAAAGUCGACAAUUUGGUAAGAAUUUUCGAAAUGAGGCGCGUGCUCAACUGGUCUGUGAGGUGUUCGGUGAAAUGCUCGAGAUAAAUGAGUUGCAGGGAAAGGCAGAGGCGUUGAUGGGAUGAAAAUGAGGGAUGGAGAGGAGUGAGGGAAGCGUAAAUAUAGGCGAUGGAGUCUCCUUACACUGGUAAUUAGAGCCAUGGAACUUCUUGUGCUAAGAAGAGUUCAUGCUUACAUUUAUUUGUCAACUCCUGCGUUGGGGGUGAAACUUAAAUUGUGUGUGUUCUUG